Molecule: messenger RNA, 3468 nt
Organism: Colletotrichum graminicola M1.001
Lineage: Eukaryota; Fungi; Ascomycota; Sordariomycetes; Glomerellales; Glomerellaceae
Product: DENN domain-containing protein
Exons: 3
Coding region: 1-3468 (1155 amino acids)
Biological process (GO): regulation of Rab protein signal transduction
Cellular component (GO): cytoplasmic vesicle
Source: RefSeq, a predicted model, not a curated record
AUGGACAGCUCCUCGACGCCGCUCGCCGACUAUUUCUGGAUCGCUGGCGUAGAGUCUAUAUCCUACAAGGACUCUACCCCGCAGCCCCCCCCCUCCAACCUCGAGUCCACCAUCGCCGAGGACAGCGAAUAUGAGGAGAGCGAUGCCGACGUAAAUGCAACCCCGAGCAAGCGAGUGGCUCGUCAUUCGAGCGUCGGCCGUCAUUCCAGGCAGAACUCGGGCGGCCGCAUCUCCAACGGUCGGUUUUCCAUCCACACCUUGGACGAAGUCGACGGGAACACGCGAAGCAACCGGAGCAGCGCCACUAUUCGUCCCUCUCACUCAAGCCAGAUCAACGGCUCCUCCGGCGGUGGCUCCGGCGGUAAUGGUCUCAAUAUUUUCAAUGGCCUACCCAGCCUGAAUGGCAUGGACGCCGAAGGGCAGUUCAUCGAGGGGUUCGACUUUGACAAGGCCCUAUUCAAGUUUGCUGCCGAACGGGAAAACUUCCUCGAGGACCUGUCCUUCAGUGCUGGUGCCAGAACACAAGCCCGACCUCCCAUGGUCAACCCGAGAGCCGAGCGCAUCAAAGCCGACGAGGGCGACAUGAGCGGCCGGCGAAGCCCGUUACGCAGCAUCGAGAGAAGCAUCAAGGGCAGCAUUCGUCGCAAAAUGAGCUUCCGAGACAUGAAUAGCAUGCGCAAACAGCCCACCACUCCUCGAGCAAGCACGCCGGGAGCCGCUUCUGUUAGGACUGCUAAGCGCUUGAGCAACUACAACUCGGUCAUCCCUCCCCCAGAGCCCCUAAACACGGACCCAGACAUGCAUCCCCUCAAGAGACGUUUCGAGCCCGUGCUGUUGGACAGAUAUCCUGCCAAGGACGCAACAGACGAAAUCAGCCGUCGUGGCAAGUUUCCGGACUACGUACCCAUGUUUGCUUUCCCGAACGACAUCCAGAUCGUCUCCUCAGACGAGCGCCCUCGUUCCACGUGGCACGGUUUCACCAUGACCUCGGACGAUAAUUCCAAGAUCUACGGCAUCACCAUUAUAAUCUGGACUGCCCUGACGUCCGAGGUUGCGGAUGAGGUUGAACAGAAGUGUGAGCAGUGGCGGCAGGGCCACAUGUCCAAUGAGGAGCGGGAGCUGGCCGCCAGUCUAGGUGUGCGACUGGCAGCCGAGCGUGCUCACCUCUCUCAGCUCCUUGCAAAGCUCCCCACAAUCCCCUCGGGAUCCUCCGCUCGAGACACUCUCGACGAUCAGAUCAGCACCGUGGAGGAGAAGAUCAGUCUCAUGACAGAAAUGUUGAGACCGCUGCGGCAUGGUGCCGCAUCCAAGAUCGACGGCUUGACUGCCGGAGAGAGUGGGUUGUGGGCACCCAGGGCCUACGGUAUCUUGGGAAGAGACCCCACGAGAAUGACGUUCUGGAAAGAGUGGCUGCGAGCCGUUGUCGUGCCAAUGACCGAUGGCGCUGUGCUUCGAGUGCCCCCUAGCUCACCCAAGGUUGGCCGCUGGCAACCUCUCGAGCGGUAUGUCGUCAACCUCUGCACCGAGGCGUUUAGCCCGCUGGGCUCCAAAACACAGGUCGAGCUGGGCGUGAGGGAGCUGCGGCUGUACUGUCGAAAGGAGGCCAUCAACGAGAUCCCAGGAUCAAGGACCAUUGACAUCUACGCCUUGUUCAGGUGCCUGUCCAUUGAGAAUAUCGUUGCCCUGUUCGAGUAUGCCAUGUCGGAGUCUCGCAUCAUCUUCAUGUCCUCCCACACCGGCAUGCUCCAUCUGGCAUGCCAUGCACUGGCCAGCCUGUUGUAUCCCCUUAAGUGGGCGAGCAUCUUCAUCCCCGUGCUUCCCGCACGUCUCAUCUCCGCGUUGGAGGCGCCUUGCCCAUACAUCGUCGGUAUCGAGCGACGCUAUGAGAAGAUCGAGCUGCCGGACGACGAUUAUGUGUUGGUCGACCUGGACAUGGAUACGAUCGACGCUACUGCGCAACCUGUCCGCCUGCCGCGGCAGCACCGCCGCAAGCUCAUCUCCCUCUUGCACGUGGCUGCCCCGCAUCAUAUUCGGUAUGGAGUGACUACCGGUCCUCCGCCAUACGCGAUGGAGUCGUACCCAUAUGAUGCCUUUUCGGUCGAGAACGAUACGUUGUUCAACUCUAGUGUCACCUCUAGUUCCCUCGGCAAAUGGGUCACGCAGAACUCCUCAUCGUUUGGGGAGCCGGAUCCGCCGAACUCGGUGCGACCCCCGAUCUUCAAUGCCUUCCUGCAUUCAAAGGCAGGCGACCACAGCAAGUCGGACCGCCCCGGUACCAGCAAGUCCGGCAAAACGAGCCCGCAGUCGUCUGUUUCGCCGAUUUCCAUGAACUUCCCGCCAAUGCCGACUACGCCAGUAUCCCGAAGCGACUCUGGUUUCGCCCAAACACUGAGGGAGAAGAAAUCAGGUCACUUUGACGAAAAGUCUCGUCGCAGCUCAUCCUUCGGAAUGGAUAAGCACCCGCCGCUGCACCGGCCCAGCUUGCCUUUCCUGAACGGCCACAAUCCUAGCAUGUCGUUGUCCGCCGUGUCAGUCGACUCGCAGUCUUCGUACGGAGGCUACACGCCUGGCUAUGCCCCGUCGGCCUAUGCCCAGUCCACACUGGCAGCAUCGACCAUCAUGCCCAACAUGCUGGUCCAGCCCGUGCGAAAUACCGAUACCAUGGUUUGGGUUGAGGGCCACUGCUUCAAUUGGAUCCCUCACGAUAUGUCGUCCACCUGUUCGAUCUGCGACGAUAAAUCCGAGGGAGAUGGCAUAUACCAGUGCUCCCACUGCAAUGGCUAUGCUCACAACCGCUGCCUCGGACAAGUUUCUGUGGUAUGCAAGGAAGCGUUCCACUCGGAUCGUGUUCGGGCCUCCUUUGUCCGGUGUCUCGCCAGCUUGCUGUACACUUACAGGAAGCACCUCGGCCGUCCUACCCGGGAGCAAAAGAGCAAUGGUCAGCACUACUCCUUCGACAUGAAUGGUUACAUCAAGAGUCUACCGUAUGACCAACAGGAGUAUGCUACGAUGUUGAGAGAUACUCAAGCUUUCAACGAAUUCAUUCACGAGCGAGAGACUCAGUUGGCCACUGACUCUUCGAUUCGUCUUUUUGAUGAGAUCAUUAUGGCGAAGAAGGCUCGUGGCCGGCCGGGGCUCUCGACGGGAUUUUCGCGUCUGUCAACCAUCCGCAUGUCGCAUGGCGCAUCGAGCAACGCGUCGGGCUUUGCUGCGCCGUCAAAGCUCAAGAUACCCACUUACCUGGGCGACACCUCUGACCACAUGUGGCGGACGGCUUCGGUGCCUGUUCCCAGCGCCAAAUUUCCCGGCGAGUACCACACCGUGGUCACCCGGACUCCCACCAAGCUGGAUCCCAGUCUCAUGAGAGAGCCUCGGGCGAUCCAGGGCGUCCCUCGGGCAGAGCAACGGACACGAGGUCUCAUCCGGAAGCAAGUUCCCAGCAUGGUUGGCAGUCCACCCAAAUUUUGA